This is a messenger RNA of Saccostrea echinata, 3007 nucleotides long. Its product is annotated as poly(A) polymerase beta-like. Bases 133 to 2313 code for a protein of 726 amino acids. The record is from RefSeq and is a predicted model, not a curated record. Gene Ontology annotation, cellular component: nucleus. The transcript has 22 exons. Gene Ontology annotation, molecular function: poly(A) RNA polymerase activity; RNA binding. Lineage: Eukaryota; Metazoa; Mollusca; Bivalvia; Ostreida; Ostreidae.
CCAUAUUUGAGAAAAAGAACGAAAAUGAUUCAAGACUCAAAACAAAGUAGAUUCUAUCGAAUUUUAUAAACACAUGAUAAAAUACAAACCAAGGAAUUAAGAUUUCGUUACUAUUGCUUUAAAGUUUUAGACAUGGCUCUAGAAACAACUAAAAACUAUCCAGGGAUCACAUCCCCAAUUAGUUUGGAGGGACCAAAACCACUGGACCUGAAACUCUCAGAAAAGCUAGAGGAAGCCAUGAGACCCCAUGGAGUGUUUGAGAGUGAGGCAGAAAUGUCUCAUAGAAUGGAGGUAUUACACAAAAUCAACACACUGGUCCGUGAUUGGAUUAAGGACGUCAGCAGACAAAAGAAUAAUUAUCCAGAAGACAAAAUUGAUGCUUUUGGUGGCAAAGUGUGCACGUUUGGUUCUUACAGACUUGGAGUCCAUACAAAAGGUGCUGAUAUAGAUACUUUGUGCGUUGCCCCAAGACAUGUUGAAAGAACCGACUUUUUCACCUCAUUCUUUGAAAUCUUGAAAAAUACCCCAGAAGUCAAAGACUUGCGGGCUGUAGAAGAGGCCUUUGUCCCUGUCAUUAAGAUGACUUUCGAUGGCAUUGAGCUUGACAUGUUGUUUGCCAGGCUUGCCCUGCCACAGAUUCCAGAGGACAUUGACCUCAGAGAUGAGAGUCUGCUCAAAAACCUUAAUGAAAAAUGUGUCAGAAGUCUAAAUGGGUGUAGAGUUACUGAUGAAAUAUUGCAUCUCGUACCCAACAAGCACAGCUUUAGAAUGGCACUGAGAGCGGUAAAGCUGUGGGCUAAAAAGAAAGGUAUAUACUCCAAUGCUGUAGGAUUCCUGGGUGGCGUCUCCUGGGCUAUGCUUGUGGCUAGAGUCUGUCAGCUAUACCCUAAUGCAGCCCCUGCAACUCUACUGCACAAAUUUUUCAUGAUCAUUCAUAAAUGGGAAUGGCCUCAGCCUGUGUUAUUAAAACCCUUACAGCAUGAGAACAAAUACAAUCUCCAAUUUCCUGUGUGGGACCCAAGAGUAAACACCUCAGACAGAUUUCACCUCAUGCCUAUCAUCACCCCAGCAUACCCACAACAGAACUCUACCUUCAAUGUCACUCUCUCCACACGCAGCAUCAUGACAGAGGAACUCAAAGAUGGGCUAGAGAUUGUUAGCAAAAUUUAUGAGAAUAAAGAUGGCUGGAGCACACUUUUUGAGCCCUCAAACUUUUUUCAAAAGUACAAACAUUAUAUAGUUUUAACAGCAAGUGCAUUGGAAGAAGAGCACUACUUAGAAUGGAACGGCUAUGUGGAGUCAAAAAUUCGAUUACUAGUGGGUAAUCUAGAGAGGAACCCAUGUAUAAAGCUGGCUCAUGUAAACCCCGCCCCUCUAGGUCCUCUGAAUGAGAGUGAUGGCAAACACUUAUGCAGAUGGUUCAUUGGGCUGACCUUUGUAAAAAUUGAAAAUCAGAACCAAAAUGUUGAUUUGACCUUUGAUAUACAGUCCUUUACAAACACAGUUCAUAAACAUGCAUACCAUAUCAAACUCAUGAAAGACGGAAUGAAAGUGGAAAUCAAACAUGUAAAAAGGAAGCAGCUGGAUCUUUAUGUACCACAGAAAAUUUUACUACAGUGUAGAAGGGCAGCUGCAGCACAGGAGCAUAGGAGUAGUAUUGGCAGUGCCAGUAAAUCAGAAUCGGGUCAAGGUCUUCAUCACAGUAGGUCAGACACAGAACUUGUCAGGAGUAAUUCCAUGUCUGUUGACCUCUCAGAGGAUUUAAGUCAGGACCCAGAAUCCAGUCGAGACUCGGAGAAGUCUACCAACUGUUCCUCAUCUACCAGUAAAGAAGUCAUCAAUGGUGAUAUACGGAAGGUCGUAUCAACCUCCCCUGUUCCCUCUGACAGUUCAAUGCAGAGUCCUAAUUCUAAACGGGAAGCUAGCCCCACAGGGAAUGAGAGUCCGGUCAAAAGGUCAAGGUCGCAGGAUGAACAGAAUGUCUUGGGUUCACCAAUGCACAUUGACAACUCAGCUCUUAGUCCAAGUAGAAAAAGGGAAGGGUCACCAAUCAGGCCAGAGUGCCAGGUCAAGCGUGCAAAAUCCGAGGAGGCCACAUGUCAGACUGCCAUGGAAUCUCCUAUGCAUGUGGAUGAAAUCACACCCCUUAAACAAGAUGAAGGAUCAGAAGUAAAAAGUACCAAAACUGUUUCAAAUCAGCAUGUGAAGAGACUUCCUAGUGCAGAUGUCCCAGACUUAAUGAGCCCGCAAACCAAUCAGAAUUUACCUGUGCAGGUGAUACCAAAUAAAAACAUUCGUCUCAAGCUUAAAUGAUUCUGUGACAGUAGAGAGCAGGUUAAGUUUCACGUCCGUAAGAUUGUUCAGAUGUGAAGAAACUGAUAAGAGGUCGUCCAAGUGCUAUCCCAUUGUUUCCAUUGUGAAAGGAAAUUGCAUUGAAAAGAAUUAGUGAAACAACCAAGUUUCCAACAAAUAGCAGUGUAGAGUCGGAAUGUCAGAGCAGAUAUAUUCUUGUGUUAAAAAAGUGUGUUAAUUUUGUAUGUCUUGUGUGUAACGAUAAAGUCAUUGCAAGUAUGUGUGAGUUGUUGUACAUUUCUGACAUUCUAUAAAAACGUUUUGAAAGAAAAACAGGUGUGUAGAAAAUCACUGUAAGGUAUUUCAUUUAUUAAAGAGUUAUCAGCUCAUUAUAUUUUUGAUGAUAGAUUAAAGAAAAAAAUUGAUCAGUUCUGUUAAAAUCAUCUGUAUUUUAUGGCUUAACAGACACAUGUUAAUGUUAAUAAUUUAAUCAGAUUCUCAGCUAUAAGUGUGCUAGAUCCAUGUAUGUUUUCUUCAUGAGCCGGCUUCUCGCAUAUAUUAUGCAUCAUCACGUCAGUUAUUUCAUAAAUGCCAAAGUCUCAUUUGGGUUUACUUUACCUUUUUUGUACAUUGAUUCACAUUUUCUCCUCUGUUGCGAUGGGGGAAUAUCGAUAGAGUACACAUUUUCAAAUUUAAGAGCAAUAUAUAUUAUAUG